This is a messenger RNA of Wyeomyia smithii (pitcher-plant mosquito), 5060 nucleotides long. RefSeq names its product protein groucho-like. Bases 1630 to 3891 code for a protein of 753 amino acids. Gene Ontology annotation, molecular function: protein binding; transcription corepressor activity. NCBI's taxonomy places the organism in Eukaryota, Metazoa, Arthropoda, Insecta, Diptera, Culicidae. The transcript is spliced from 17 exons. Gene Ontology annotation, biological process: negative regulation of canonical Wnt signaling pathway; regulation of DNA-templated transcription. The record is from RefSeq and is a predicted model, not a curated record. Gene Ontology annotation, cellular component: transcription regulator complex; nucleus.
GCCGCCGCGCGCGUUCAGUAGUAGUGCAGCGUUGAUCCCGUUCAGUUCAGUUCAGUUCGCUCAUCGAUGAUUCGGUUCCGUCACCGUGUGUGAGCUUACCGUAGCAAAUCGUGUGAUAGUGGUUCAGAAGCAGCAGUGAAAAACAGUGCGCCACGGCCAUCGAAAUCUGAUUGGCGGCGCGCGCUCUCGUGUGUGUGUUUUUCAUAUUACUACGCGGUGGGUUUCCUGUGGUGUGUAACCCUCAACCCUAGCCGAAGGGUCGGUUGGGGCGUUAAACGGGGGAGCCCGUACAAAUCUACCGUUUUACGAGGUGAACCACGGCUUUUAAUUCAUUCAAUCCGGCGAACGUCGCGCACCCCUCGUUCCCAAAUCCCAGCUGAAAUCGAGUGUUUGUGGAACAAAAACCGGUGAACCAAUCAAGCAAAUAAAACCAACAACAAAAAAUACUGUGCAUGCACAUAAAUUGUGUGCGACUGCUUGCGCGUUCGAAGUGAAAGCGGCAAUUUUCUCGCGAUAGAGCGCGUGUUUAUUGCACGCGUUUUCCACCCGUUAACUGACUGCCCACACCACGCAAGGAAGUGCAGCAAAGCCCGACGGCUGCCGGUUUUUCUUGUGUUGUGAGGAUUAAAUGCUGAUUAAAACUAGGCUGUUUUAAAGUGGAGGAAACAGUUUUCGGCGUGAACCGUUAGACCAGUAUCGCGUUUCAGAACUCCGUCGGCAGAUCUGUUUGUCCGGCUAAUUGGAUUACCUCUUCAGCUCGCAAACGUAUUUCGAAGCUGAAUUCGAUUCACCACCAGACGCCGCCUGCCUCGGAAGAAAGAAGCCAGUAUCAAAUAAACCUAGCGGAAGUGUUUCGUUGCGCUACAACAAGUGAGAAGCGGAUUAACGGCGAGGGAAAAUAAUAAACAAGAGAAGUUUUUUUUUUUGUCGGUGUGUGAACGAUAGAUAAAGAAAGAAGAAAAGCACAAGAAGCGCAGAAGUGGAAUUAAAUUCGUUUUUUCUGCCUGAAGCGAAGCAAUAAGAAAAUUGUUAUUGGCCACUCGGAAGCAGCCACCGUCGCUUGUUAAUAGUGCUCGCAGUUUUUUUACCACCGUAAUCAUCAUUAUCCAGCCGCUCCGACGGUAUUUCCAUUUCGUCCACCCACCGACGGCCCAGUGCCUAGGAAGAGAGAUAGUGAGAGAUCGUAUGGUUUGAAAGUGUGGAUAAUUAAGCGUGUGGAAGUUUCGGGAAAUUAUUAGCCUCCGUCGGCCUGCCAAGCGUUUGCGGUCGUGUGUGUGUGUGAGAGAGUGCUUAGCUGAUUUCAAUUGUGAAUUAUUAAUGGUGUUAAAGUGCCGGCCUCGAAUAUAAUCAAUCCAGGGCGAAACCAGACCUCUUGAUUCGGUUAAAUAUGCCGCUUCUGCUGGAGGCUGUUCACCAAGAAUUCAGUCGAAAGUUUGUAGCCGCCGGAAGCCGCCGCUGUCAGUGUCAGAGCUGUCAUCGCUAGCGGUUCUAUUGUUUACCUAUUGCCAGGAAUACCAGUGCUAGUGAAUAUCGAACCAGUGUAUAGCAACUAGAGAAAAAAACCUUGUCAUACAGUUCAGUUCUAUCGAGGAAGUCGUUUGAUUUAUUUUGUUGCCACCAAGUGACACGAUGUAUCCAAAUUCAGGAAUCAACGCCGCGGCUGUAGCCGCCCGCCAUCCGGGCCCGCCACAGUCGACGCAGCCGUUCAAACUCACAAUCACCGAAAGUUGUGAUCGGAUAAAGGAGGAGUUCAACUUUCUGCAAGCACAAUAUCACAAUUUAAAAAUGGAAUGCGAAAAAUUAGCGCAGGACAAAACGGAAAUGCAACGGCACUAUGUGAUGUACUACGAGAUGUCCUAUGGAUUGAAUGUGGAAAUGCACAAACAGACGGAAAUCGCGAAAAGGUUAAAUGCGAUAAUCACUCAGAUCGUACCGUUUCUGUCCCAGGAGCACCAGCAGCAGGUUCUAACCGCGGUCGAACGGGCGAAGCAGAUUACCGUGUCCGAACUGAAUGCUGUGAUAGGGCAGCAACAACGUCCCGACCUGCCCCGGUUGCUGCAGCAGAUGCACGCACAGCAAAUCCCCGGAGCGCACGGUGCCCCACCGAUGCCGGUGGGGAUGCCACAUCCUAGUCUCGGCCCGGGCGGUCUCGGUGGACCGUUGGGUGCACUGGGCAGUACACCACCGCAACAUCCGUUGGCCAUUCUGAACAAACAGGAACUGCACCGGCCGGAAGAAUCGAAGAGCAGCAAUAGCAACAUUAUGCCAUUGGACGAUCGGCACCGGAGUUCCAUUUCCCCGAACGACCGGGACAAGUAUCGACCCCGAACGCCAGAAUCAUCCCACGAGCUGAAGAAGGUCAAGAAGGAGGAGAAGGACAUGGGCCAUCAGUCCGAUGGUGAAAAAUCCGACCAGGAUCUGGUGGUGGACGACGCGUCCGAGAUCAACCCGAUGAGUCCGAUGCCGAAUCAGCAUCAUAAUGGAACAGCCUCACCGCGAGAAAACGGCAUGAUGGCCAAAAAGAUGGACGUCCAGGAUCGAGAUCGCAUCGGUACCCAUUCGCCACGAUCAGGAACCUCCUCGAAUGCGUCCACUCCUUCAAACAAGAAGCUUGAUGAUAAACCGACGACUCCAAUCGCCAAACCUGCCACUCCCACCAAUUCCGCAGCCAGCAACGGGGUGCCAAAGGUAGUGAAUAAGCCCCCGGUGCUUAAUCCGGGUUACCCACCGUACCUCGCAGGACCACUCAAUGGAGCUCCCCAUGAUCUACAAGCCGCCUACGGUGGUCCUGGAGUGCACAAUAACCUGCCGCACUCUCUCAAUAACUAUGCCCGAGCUCCGCUGGCUUUCGAUCCCCAUCCGCAGAUGCGAGCACCGCUCGGUCCGAUGGCGAUUCCCGGAGGAAAACCUGCGUACUCGUUUCACGUAAACGCGGAAGGCCAAAUGCAGCCGGUGCCCUUUCCUCAGGAUGCCCUGGUAGGUACGGGGAUACCUCGGCAUGCUCGGCAAAUUAGUUCCCUGAACCACGGCGAAGUUGUAUGCGCCGUCACGAUCUCCAACCCCACCAAGUACGUGUACACCGGUGGUAAAGGUUGCGUCAAGGCGUGGGACAUUUCCCAGCCCAGCAACAAGAAUCCAGUGUCUCAGCUAGAUUGUCUGCAACGCGACAACUACAUCCGCUCAGUGAAGCUGCUUCCGGACGGCCGAACGCUGAUCGUCGGCGGUGAGGCAUCCAAUCUAUCCAUCUGGGAUCUCGCUAGUCCAACCCCGCGUAUCAAGGCGGAGCUGACCUCGAAUGCACCCGCCUGUUAUGCGCUUGCUAUCUCUCCCGACUCGAAAGUGUGCUUCUCGUGCUGCUCCGAUGGCAAUAUUGCCGUGUGGGAUCUCCAAAACCAAACAUUGGUGCGGCAGUUCCAAGGUCACACCGAUGGAGCAUCCUGCAUUGAUAUUAGCGCUGAUGGUACAAAACUUUGGACCGGAGGACUGGACAACACCGUGCGGUCCUGGGAUCUUCGGGAAGGUCGCCAACUGCAGCAGCACGACUUCACCUCGCAGAUCUUCUCGCUUGGUUACUGUCCAACUGGUGAAUGGCUCGCGGUCGGCAUGGAGAACUCCAACGUUGAGGUGCUGCACGCCAGUAAACCCGACAAGUAUCAGCUCCACCUGCACGAGAGCUGUGUGCUCAGUUUGAAAUUCGCCGCCUGCGGAAAGUGGUUUGUGUCCACCGGCAAGGACAAUUUGCUGAACGCAUGGAAGACGCCCUACGGUGCAUCGAUCUUCCAGUCGAAGGAAUCAUCCUCCGUUCUGAGCUGUGAUAUCUCCGCGGACGAUAAGUACAUCGUGACCGGAUCGGGCGAUAAAAAGGCCACAGUCUACGAGGUCAUGUACUAGUGGUACUAGAGUCGUCCCCGUCUCGCAGCAUUGCUUGCAGCUUGGACAGAGCAAUUGAAGCUAAGCGAAGCAGAAAACCGAAAGUGUCAUAGAAUUUGUCGUCCGGUAAACCGACGGCAGAUCGCAACAGUGAACAGUAACAUUAACAGAAACCCCAACACAUGCAUAAUACAUACAAAAGUAAGCUAAAUAAUUAACAAACAAACAACAACAACCUGUAAAGCCUGAUUACACUCAUUAAGCUAUACUUUAAGACAGACAGACAGAAAGAAAGAUAUUGUUUGUAAAUGAAGCAAAGGAAUAGAACUAAUUCUAAUGUCUCAGUAAUGACAGCGAUAGAGUAAACUAUUCGUGUAAAAAGUUCAGCCUAAUCUUUUCGAUAGAGAUAAAUGCUCAAACGAGAAAAAGCAAGUAGUAACGCCACGUUAACAAAUUGUAGAUAAAAGUGCUCUCGAAAACAAGAAAACAAAAAACAUAAGAAAACAAAUUCAAUCUCUGACAAUGUUCUAUUUGUUGAAUUGUAAAAAAUAUACCCUUCCGAUGUGUCUCCCAACUGGAUGUUUUUAUUUGUGAAGCAAUCGAUUUCACCUAACCCAAGAACCAACGGAGGUCAGAUGCUUUUAGAGUCGUUCCUAUUUUCGAGGAACGCAAUUUCGUUUGUAGAGACAAAAAUACUUAUAACAUAAUGAUUCUACUGAUUGGGAUAUAAACAAAAAGCAUAGUUUAAGAACCCGACCCUGCUCCUCCCCUUCCGCAGAUUGAAUGUAGAACCAGUACAGAGUAAUGAAACGGCUAAGCUUUAGCUUGAGUAUAAGCGCUUGUGGAUCUUAGAAUUUAUAGAGCAACUAACUGCAGCUAAGGUCAUCUCUUAACGCAUAUUAGUAGAGCGAUUUAUCGGUAGAACCUAAUUCCGUUUUGUACGCCCCAUCGGCCUUCUGGUUGAUACUACGGCCAGUAUGAUCUGAGUGGCGCGUGGCAGCAAAAAAAAACUGAGAGCCUGUAGUUUAGUCUGACGCAAACAAACAACACCCCUUAGCGAUAAUUGUACCAGUAUAAGGUAGCGAACUCUGAACUAAGCGAAGCGCGCAGUACAGCUGAAAAUGUGUAAAGAACUUGUGUAAUUAUUGUUUUUAUGAAAAAAAUACCGAAAAUUGUUCUUAUUUUUCAAA